AUUGUGUUGUAUCUUUAAUGAAUAACAUUUAAAGUGGUCAAUAUUAUCUUGCACCUGUUCUCGCAUCCCUUCAACCCUUACCUCAGCAACAACCAUUUCAUAUACCACAACAGCAACAAGGACCUUUGGAUCCACUUAUUCAACAACAAAUUCAACCACAACAACAACCACAACAACAACCACAACAACAACCACAACAACAACCACAACAACCCAUGAUUAUUAAUCAAUUUGGCAACAUUCAAGCACAAAGAGCAACUUCUAUUUGGCUUGCACUUAAAUUAGUGGUCGUCUUGUUUAUGGUCUGCCAAGGUGCAAGUAUUGAUCGUAUCUUUAUUUUUCAUACAAUUGCUAUUGUUUUCUUUUUAUAUCAAACAGGAAGGUUGAGAUUAGUCUUGCGACGUGUUGGUGCACCACAAAACUUGAACCAAUUUGGAUUCAAUCCACCAAAUAACAAUAAUAAUAAUAAUAAUAAUAAUGCUCCUGUUCCUGUUGGUGCUGAAGGUAAUCAAGAACAGCAGCAACAAGAAGGCAGAGAAUCAUCAGGUAGUCAAGGUACUACUGCCGAGGCUUCUUCUUCUCCUACUCUUACUCCAGCUAGACCAACUACCGCCUUGGAUGUUUGGAAAAGAGGCCUCUAUGCAUUCGCUGCUUCCUUAUGGCCAACAUACGGUGUAGAUCCUCGGAUUGCUCAAGCUUUUGAAAAUAACAAUAAUGAUCAAGCAGAAGCAUAAGUUGUAAAUAAUAAUAAAAAUAUGUGUGUGGAAUUAUUUUAUGUAUGAAUUGCACUAGAUCAUGUAGAUAAGUUGUUUCAUCUCUGGGAGUUGUGUCAUAAUUUGACUAGAUUAGGUAAAAAUUAUCGUUAAAACAUUGGCUA
This is a messenger RNA of Gilbertella persicaria, 877 nucleotides long. RefSeq lists its product as uncharacterized. Gene Ontology annotation, biological process: endoplasmic reticulum unfolded protein response. The record is from RefSeq and is a predicted model, not a curated record. The coding region runs from base 216 to 734 and encodes 172 amino acids. NCBI's taxonomy places the organism in Eukaryota, Fungi, Mucoromycota, Mucoromycetes, Mucorales, Choanephoraceae. The transcript has a single exon.